Molecule: messenger RNA, 5554 nt
Organism: Dermacentor silvarum
Lineage: Eukaryota; Metazoa; Arthropoda; Arachnida; Ixodida; Ixodidae
Product: Na(+)/H(+) exchange regulatory cofactor NHE-RF1
Exons: 5
Coding region: 701-2092 (463 amino acids)
Biological process (GO): protein localization to plasma membrane
Cellular component (GO): apical plasma membrane
Molecular function (GO): protein binding; protein-membrane adaptor activity
Source: RefSeq, a predicted model, not a curated record
UGUAAGGAAAAACAUAAAAAUUGAAACUAAAAGCAGACGUGCCUCAGCAGACGUGUACUACGUGGAAAGGCCAACUUUUUGCGGCGCAACCAGGCGCUGUGAACGCGGGCCAAACCAAAACCUAGCGCGGGGAUUGUAUUAUAAAAGGUUGACUGUGCUGCAGUCGAUAGCAUUGGCUGCUACUCGUUUAUAAGCUGUCUUCAAGCAACCUGAAGUCCUCGAAUACGUUUCGGAGCGGCCCGCUUUGCUAAUUGCUGCGAACGCCUUGAUUAUCCCGGUGUACGUGUUUCGCAUUCCGCGCGCUAGGGGGCCGUGCGUCUCUUCUUUUUCCCUCCGCUUCUGCUACGCUCUCGGCGGCGGCCGGCACGGAGCUUUUUUCCGCUCUUGCUUGUUGACGACGACAGCGGAGCCGGCCAACGCAGCAUCGCACUUGGUGUGGGCGUUACGUCGAAGUACUUUACAAGACGCCCGGAAUCUGCACUUUUUUUUUUCGCGCUCAUUGAUUUCGUUUCUACGGUAACGACAGGGUCAGUUUCAGCUCGGCGUGGUUUCUCCGUGCGCCCGAUGCACUUGCUAUUUCCGGCGCUGUGUCCGUAGUAGUCGUGUAGUGUAGUGAGCGUAUCUACUUUCUUCGUACCGAGUGACCGACGAGUGAGUGAGUGCCCCGUAUAGCAGCAGCAGCAGCAGGAGCAUAAGCAACAUGUCGACGACACCGGACCUGUUGCCGGCCGAAGCGCCGGCGCCGAGGCUCUGCCACCUGAUCAAGAUCCCCACGUUCGACGGAUACGGAUUCAACCUGCACGCCGAGAAGUCGCGGCCGGGUCAGUUCAUCGGCAAAGUGGACAGCGGCAGUCCCGCCGAGCUGGCCGGCAUGCUCGAAGGGGACCGCAUCGUCGAGGUGAACGGCGUGAACAUAGCUAGCGAAAGCCACAAGCAGGUCGUCGAGCGGAUCCGGGCCGUGCCGAACGAGACCCGCCUGCUCGUGGUGGAUAGCGUGACGGACGCGUGGUACACCGAGCACAAGCUGGUGCCCCGCUCGACACAGGAUAACGUGCGCUACAUUCGGACUCCCACCGGCGACGACGACGUCGACGGAGGGUUGCAGGCGCCCAACGGACACCACACGCCACAGGAGACGGCCGCCGAGGAGCAGCAGACUGCAUCGCUUCCGUCUGCAAAGGAGGAACCAGAGGAGCCCGAGAAGGCGACCGUUGAGGGCGACGUGGCGGCGGCGAAGGCGGAGGCCGAGAUGCUGCCCGAGGACGCCCCGCAGCCGCGCCUCUGCCACAUGACCAAGUGGCGCGACUUCGAGGGCUACGGCUUCAACCUGCACGCCGAAAAGGACCGGCGGGGCCAGUACGUGGGCAAGAUCGACGCCGGCAGCCCCGCCGAGUACGCGGGGCUGCGCGAGGGCGACCGCAUCGUCGAGGUGAACGGCGUCAACGUCCAGCAGGAGGCGCACCGCGACAUCGUGGAGCGCAUCCGCGCCGUGCCCGACGAGACGCGGCUGCUCGUGCUCACGGCCGAGGGCGAGCAGUGGUACCGCGACCGGGACAUCGAGGUACGUGGUGACCAAGCCAAUGUGUUGCGGCUCCGCAACCCAGAGCUCAACCCUGCUACCAGUGGAGAAGGGCAAGGUGAUGGAGCUGUGGCUGCUGUAGCCGAUGGCAGCGAGGGUUCCCAGGAGGAUGAAGCAGCCCAGUCAGCUCCCACACCUGUCCUGAGGCGGCAGAGUGGCUUGGAAGGAAAGGAGGAUGCAGAAGAGGAGGAAAGCCGAUCCUCGGAGCCUGAACCUGUACCAGCAAAAGCAGAGGUGUCUGCAAGAGAGGAGGCAAAUGGUGCUGGUGACAAGCUGACAGAGAGCCUCGUCACCGGAACGAAUCAAAUAGACUCAAGCCCUGAAGCCAAGGUCGCACCACCGACAGAGCCUGCACCAUCAGAACCAGCCAAUGCCACGAGCAACGGCUCUCUCAACAUGCUCAACAUGAGCGCCUCCGAAAUGCGGCAGCUGCUGGCGCAGCGCAAAAAGCACGACCCCAAAAAGAUCCAGAUGGACCUGAAGAAAAAGUAUGAGCUCAUCGAGCAGAUGUGAGCCGGUUGUGCCUUCCGUCGAACGACGCCAUUAGUUGGGUGUGGCUGGUCCCAGCACACUUUUUGUGUGCGAGUGUAAUAGAUGUUUUUUUUUUCUCAUUUUUAUCUAGGAGCUGGGAGGGUUGUGUGCCUGGGCGAAUGUGCAAGAAAUCGCGCAACUCUGGAUUCACUGUUAUCUGCCGUACUUGUAUGAGGCGCCGAUUGAAUUUUUCUUUUCAUAAUGAUGAUUUCGGUGCUGUUGACAAAGGAAUGUGGCAUCCAAAUGGGAGAGAAGAACUUUGGAAUUUGGCAGCAUUGACAUGUUGCUGAUAUAGGUGCUGUCAAUAAAAAAAUUAACGCUUUCUCUGCAUGUGUGACGGGAUAACUGUUCAUAUUGGCAAUGGAUUUCGCUUUGUUACACCAUGUGGCUACUCAGGAACUUGGCAAGAAUUAUUUCUGAUAACAAUGUUGUAAAGCUAUUGUUUCUGGUUGAACAGCAGUUGUCCGAGUCGGGAGGACUGUAUUGAAAACUCUCUGUUCAGCUAAUUAACCAUAUUGUAAUUAGUUGCAGAAUACUGGUAUAUGUCACCGGUAAAGUCAAUAUUUUCCCACUGAUCACUUUUUCUGUGUGAAGUGGCUUUUGCAAGUGACUUUUCUGUGUCAAAUGUGAUGUGGUGCUUCUUCACAGAACAAUUAAUUUUCCUUCAUAUCCUCCGUUCUGUGAUGCUGCCUUUGACUUGAAAUUGAGGGCUGUGCUUGGCAUGGGCAUUCCCUUGGACUUUUGGCAAACUUAUUGUGGUCUCAUGAAAUCCUUGUUGCAUGGGCUCUUAAAAUUUUUGCUAAAAUCCUAAGUUGUUGAGGUAAUCAUUGUAUUUAGAAGGCACAUCGUUUGUAGGAGAUGAAGAAUGUUAUUGGUGCAUUCGUUUCAUUGCGUGUUGCACAUGUUACCACAUUCCAGACGUUACGUAUAUGUUAUAGACUAGACGUGGAUAGAUAACGAAACUGAUUUCCAUUACCGAGUUGUUCAUAAUGUAAACGGCUUGAUUUACGCAAGUAUUGAACAUGUGCUUCAGCAUGUAAAAGAUGUUGACUCGGUGAACAACGUGUGGAUGAAAAUUCACCUUAGAAUGAAGUUCCGAUCAGAUGGUUACAUUUUGCACAUUGCUGCAUGCAUUUGUGUGUUGACUGUAGAAAGCUAUUCCUGGUGAACUUGCGUACUCACUAUGGAGGCUGGGCUGCAACUACAACAACAAAGUUAACUUUAGCAUUUUGUCUUUUGAAGCUGUAGAGGUGCUAUAAUAAAAUGUCGUUCACAUUUCCACGACAGGCACUUUAUUUAGGAUGCCUGCUGGACAUGCUGAAAUAGCAUGUCCAGCACAGAACAACUUUAAGGCUGUUCUGUGUAAAGGUUGCUCAUAUUUGGUAUCUACGAAGCCAAAGCUUGAACAUUUCAGAAGUGGUUGAUGUACAGUUGGUGUAAAAAGCUUGCGGGAUGCAGGAUACACGAAAAUGCAAUUUCAGCCCAGUUUUUGGAAGUUUACAUUAAUGCAUGUAACAAAUCUAAAGGCCAGGCUGCAUGCUCGUGCUCGGGAAAGAUUUCACUUUUUCUUAGAUUCUGCAUCCCAUAAAACUUCUGACAAACACUGCACUUCUUGAGUAACACAUUGAUCAGCCUUCCAUUGCUCAUUAUCACUGUGAUGUGCGUCUGGAAUUUCAAGACAGCCCCUUCUGAUUUUUCCAGUCUAGGUGAUGUAGGGGAUUCUUCUAAUUUGCGAGCAAGUUUGCUAAUGAAAGGCGUUGGUUGGUUUCAAUUGAAAGCAUUAAAUCACAUAGAAAGUGGCAGUGACACUUGUAAUAUAAGAGCCUUCCCUGUGCCUUAGGUAGUCUUUCACAGCACAUAAAUGCCAAUGCAUUUAGUGACAAACAAGUGCCUUCAAAUAUUGCCAGCUGUAGUAGCAUCACAGGAUCUUGUAGCCAAAGCAUAAAAUUUUUGAAGCCACUGCGGUUUGCCUCAUUCUGAUGAGACACCAAGGUUGUGUGUGGUUGUUACACAUUUUUGAUUGUGAAAGAGUACUUCAGAAUUUGCAUUUAUGUCUACUGUGUGUGACAGGUUUGACAUUCGUGCAAGGUACCGACGGGAAGGGAAACACCUGAGUUGGAUUCAAGGCUGUCUAUUGUAGUCUUCACUCUGAAAUCAAAAUGUUACCAUGAUGCAUAUCCUUCGGCAUGUGAGCUAUUCAGCAAGUGUCCAAUAGCAAUGUUCGAACCUGCGCACCUGCUUUAGUCAUUACUUGAAUACUGGAUUGGGUGUUUCCUUUCACAUUGGUGCACCUUGUAGGUGCAUAAUGUUAUGGUUGAUUUGUUGGAUGACACUGAAUUUUCUAACAUGUACAAUUGCGCGAUUGAAGCGGUGAAAAAAGUGGUAGUAUUAAAGUUUCUGCCGUCAAGAACUACGGUGAGCAUCAUUUUCUAUGUGGGCCUUUUAUUUCUGUAUGAAAACUAUUGUAUUUGCAUGGAACUAUUAAUUUGUACAAGUUCUUUGCGCACGUUGAGCAUUGUGUGUGUGCAACAAUAAGAUCAAAGCUGAACAAUAUUUACACAUUCCUUUCUUUCUAUGUGCGUUGUAUAACCGGACAAAGUACUUUGAACAUGUAUUUUAUAUGUAACAGCGUUAAAGCUUUGGACCUGUUUUUCGAAAUAUUUUCUAUUUUUAUACCUGAUUGUCUUUAGAGCAUUUUUUUGAUGCCGGAUGCUGAAUUUUGGUGCACUUGUAUUUUCUUUCACAGAAGCCUUUUCGGACAUUAUUGGACAUCAUUUUUCGGUCAAACCUAUUUUUGAUGCAACAGCCACUUCUGGAAGUGCUGUUUCUGACCGCACGCCAACAUUCCUUUUGUUUGCUUCGAGAGAAGGGUUUUCAUUGUUUUUAUGGUGUACUUGUGUGAGUGUACUGAAACAGUGGCUUGAUUUUGUUGUGAACUGUGUGUCAUGCUCUGCAGUUGCACCAUCUCAUCAUAUCUGUGAGAUGAAUGUUACUCGGAGUUUGAUCUAGUUUUGUUUAAUAUGUGUUUAUACUAUUAAAACUGAACUUCUCACAAGGUGUUUGAGCUGUUUAGAAUCCAAUUUCGGUUCAGCUACAGUGCACCGAGAUUGCUGCCAGCUCAACAACAUAAUUUGAUGGCACCCUGUAUUCUCUUACAGUUUUUUUUUUUUUAAUAUUUGCUUCCACGAGGUGGCCACAGCCCUCAUUGUGGCCGGGGGUUGGGCCACGUUAGUGCACUGUUUUUAAGCACUUUGCUCUCCAUAAGUGGCUGAACAAUUUUUGUGGCGUCUUGCUGACAAGAAAUCCCUCCUUGUGGGGCAUCACCAAGUGCCUUUAGCUAAUCCCGAAUCAGAUUGACCUCUCCUGUCGCGGACUGUGAAAUGGAAGACUUAAUUUUGCUGGCGGUGUCUUUUCAAAUACCAGCAAUAAAAGUUUAUUGAACAA